AGUCGAGCUCUUUUUGUUGAAGGUAUGUCAGUUCAUUUUUGAAUACCCAACGGUGACAAUCGCACUAAAAACCCACCCAAGCCUAACAAUGAAUCCUUUGGCAGUUGUUGCAGUCCUCUCCUCGAUGGCCCUGACGGCUCAGGCUGGUCUGGUUGGCGCUCCUCUGGCCGCCGCUCCUCUGGGUGCUCCAUUGGGUGCUCCUCUGGCCUACUCCGCCCCCCUGGGAGCUGCUCCCUACUUCGCCGCCCCGGCUGCGUACUCCGCUCCCUUGGGAUACGCCGCUCCUCUGGGCUACAACGCUCCCCUGUUGGCCGGAGCACCUGCUCCUCUGGUGGCCAAGACCUACGCCGCCGCUCCCUAUGCUGCUCCAUUCGCGGCUCCAGUUGCUGCUCGCCUAGCUGCUCCAGUUGCUGCUCCUCUGGCUGCUCCUCUUGCCGCUCCAGUUGCACCAAUUGCUGCUCCUUUGGCUGCUCCAGUUGCCCCAGUUGCUGCCCGUCUGGCUGCCCCAGUUGCUGCUCCUCUGGCUGCUCCAGUUGCCCCCGUUGCUCCCGUUGCCGCCGUGGCUGCUCCCCUGGCCACCGAGAUCGUGGAUGCCCACCCACAGUACUCGUAUGCCUACGAUGUCCAGGAUACGCUGACCGGUGACUCCAAGACCCAAGAGGAGACCCGUGAUGGUGAUGUUGUGCGUGGUUCCUACUCCCUGAUCGAGCCCGAUGGUUCCCGUCGCAUUGUCAGCUACUACGCCGAUUCCAUCAACGGAUUCAACGCAGUGGUGCAGAAGGAUGUGCCCGUGGCUGCUGCCGUUCCAGUGGCUCCCGUUCUGGCCAAGACCGUGGCUGCUGCUCCCGUCGUGGCUGCUGCUCCUGCUCCAGUGGCUCCCGUGUUCGCCAAGACUUUGGCCGCUCCCAUCGUUGUCUAAGGAGGAGGAGAAGGAUUGACCGCAAUUCGACAAAGGACUUUCAUCUGUACAUAUUCGAUUCGAUCAUUGUCGAGCUAAAAAAAUAACUUUCAUCGCAAAACCCAAAAUUAAAGAAAUUCUGUAAACAAAA
Molecule: messenger RNA, 1049 nt
Organism: Drosophila takahashii
Lineage: Eukaryota; Metazoa; Arthropoda; Insecta; Diptera; Drosophilidae
Gene: Cpr64Ad
Product: Cuticular protein 64Ad
Cellular component (GO): extracellular matrix
Source: RefSeq, a predicted model, not a curated record